Molecule: messenger RNA, 661 nt
Organism: Aphidius gifuensis
Lineage: Eukaryota; Metazoa; Arthropoda; Insecta; Hymenoptera; Braconidae
Product: B9 domain-containing protein 2-like
Exons: 2
Coding region: 134-661 (175 amino acids)
Biological process (GO): cilium assembly
Cellular component (GO): MKS complex
Source: RefSeq, a predicted model, not a curated record
CGCUCGAUAAAUUUAGUUUGAUAGUACGUUUUAUUAAAUCUACUUGUUUAUAAUUCUUUUUUGAAGCAAAAAAAACAAACAAAGUUGUAAUUUAUAUAAUUAUUUAUUAUUAUUUAUAUCAUGAAAAAUUGUAAUGGCAGAGCUUCAUGUUUUUGGUGAAAUUGAAUCAGCUGAAAAUUUUGGUGAUAUUGCAUUGUUUUGUAAAUGGAAUUUUCAUGCAGGCAAUGGUUGGAGAGUAAUUGAUGGGAAUAUUGAAGGUCAAACUCAAGAGUCUCGUGAUACAUUUACAGAAAAGCCUUACUGGAGUCAUCCAAUUGACAUUCACUACACCACCCAGACAAUCCAAGCAUCACCAAAAUUAUUACUUCAAGUAUUUUGUCGUGAUAAAUAUUCAAGAAUUUUAUUUGUUGCUUAUGGAGUUUGUACUGUUCCAUUGAGUCCAGGUCAACAUAAAAUUAAGUGUUACACCUGGAAACCAAUUGGUAAUUGUUUGGAUCAAUUACGAGAUCGUUUUUUGGGAAUAACACUUCAACUUAAAAGUCCAAAUCUUUUAGCAAAUGGUGGUGAUAGAUUUGAGUUAUUAACACAAAGUCUUGGAACUGUUAAUAUUGUUUUGCAUGUUAUUGCUAAAAAUUUUAUCAAAUUUGGCUGUCUUCUUUAA